This is a messenger RNA of Cicer arietinum (chickpea), 1344 nucleotides long. Its product is annotated as CBS domain-containing protein CBSX2, chloroplastic-like. The record is from RefSeq and is a predicted model, not a curated record. NCBI's taxonomy places the organism in Eukaryota, Viridiplantae, Streptophyta, Magnoliopsida, Fabales, Fabaceae.
AUUAUUAUUAUUAUUCCACCAAAUAUAGAAACCGAGAGCGCCACCCCCACAAUCAUUACUAUUAUACUUUCCACAUUCAAUUAUUUGAUUUCCCUGUUCACGCUUCAAAAAAUCAUCCAAAUUCAAUUUUAAAAUAGUACUAAAAAGUUAGAUCGUUUUCUAUAAAAAAAUAAAAAAAUAGAAAAAAGGAGAGAAAAAAAAAAAACAAUGAAUUCGAUUCAUUUGAUUAACACUCUUGCACUCGGUACUCCGCUUCGGUCUUUGGCUCCCUCCUUUAUACCUCAAUGCCAAUCUCUGCCUCCUUCUUCCGCCAUCCCAAAACGGCAGCGUUUUUCACACUCCGCUGGUUUCCGUCUCGCCUCAGGCCAAACCAUCAAUUCGGUCCCACGCGCGAAUGGAACUUAUACGGUUUCCGAUUUCAUGACGAAGAAGCAUAAUUUGCAUGUUGUCAAAACCACCACAUCCGUUGAUGAAGCUCUGGAGGCUCUCGUCAUCAACAGAAUUAGUGGUCUUCCAGUAAUCGAUGACGACUGGAAUUUGGUUGGAGUUGUUUCAGAUUAUGACUUGUUAGCAAUCGAUACAAUAUCAGGUGCUGCUCAAAGUGACGCAGGCUUAUUCCCUGAUGUCGACAGUUCUUGGAAAACAUUCAAUGAGAUACAAAAGCUGCUUAGUAAGACCAAUGGCAAAGUUGUCGGGGACUUAAUGACUCCAAGUCCACUUGUUGUUCAUGAAUCCACUAGCCUUGAGGAUGCUGCCAGGCUGUUGCUUGAAACAAAAUAUCGCCGACUACCUGUUGUUGACAAAGAUGGAAAGCUGGUUGGACUUAUUACAAGGGGAAAUAUUGUUAAGGCAGCUCUGCUGUCAAAGCGUGUUGGGGAGAGGCCAACAUAGUUUGACGAACACAGAGUUCAAGUGCUCCACAUCUUUAGUAGCUAUGUCUGUAGUCAUAGUCAGGUGGAUGUUUUGACUAUUAAGAAUGCAUUUGUCAGCCUAUAAGGGAGCUGAAGGCAACUCUUGAUGAACUUCUGAGACCUUUAAAGUGGGUGGUUAAUACUUUAUACCACUGAGAGGAAAGUGAUUUAUCAAUCUCCUUCCCAUCAUUGUUUCUGUGUACUGGAUUAUUUAGGGCUUAAAGACAUUAAAUCCAAUUAAUCUUUAUUUAUGCUCUGUUAAAUCUUGAUCGGGUAUGGGAUUGGAAUGGAUCAUUUUGAACAUUGUAUUAUAAACUUACCCUGUAAAUUGGCUAGCAUUUAUGUAUGAUAUUGAUAUUGAAUCAUUGAUGCCUGGGAUUUGUCGUCCUCUUUCAUAUUGUAUCAAUCACAAGCAUCGUAAUUCCUUUCUGAA